AGGAAGUAGUAAAGCGUUUAAGCGACUCGAAGAGAGUUUGUUUUUCCAGUAGGGUGUGUCUCUGUCUCCUUAGAUACGCACACGGCUGUACGGUAACCCUGCCUGUUUUACUACCCUCAACAGUGCUGUUUAAUAAUCAACAAAUCCACCUUAGAUUACACUUUUAGAUAUUAGCAACUAGCUAACGGAUGAAUUGAUGACACUCCUGACGACGUUAUAUCGAGUCGCGUGCAGUCUUCACAAACCCUCCGCUGUUUCGGUCGUGUUUUUGACUCAGUCAGGACAUUCCUGUUGGUUAUAGUGGCCGGAAUGUAUCACGCCGUGAGGAAGGUGUUUUUCACCGAGGCUCGGUGUCUGAACGACGGCACGAGCAAGAGCUUCGAGGCGCUUUUCGAGAAGUUGGAUGUGAAUAAGGAUGGGAAGGUGGACAUUGCGGAGCUGCGGGCAGGCCUGGCCUCCAUGGGCUUCUCUCUGGGGUCGGACGCGGCUCAGAAAAUCGUUUCUUCUGGAGACUCAGAUAAAGACGAGCAGCUUGACUUUUUAGAGUUUUCCAACUACCUGAAGGAACAUGAGAAAAAGCUGAAUCUGACUUUCAAGAGUCUAGACAAAAACAAUGACGGACGCAUUGAUUGCUCAGAGAUUCAACAGGCAUUUAAAGAGCUGGGUAUGAACAUAUCGAAGGAAAAAGCAGAAAAAGUUCUUCAAAGCAUUGACGUGGAUGGCACUAUGACAGUUGAGUGGAAUGAAUGGAGGGAGCACUUCCUCUUCAACCCAGCCACCGACCUGGAGGAGAUCAUACGCUUCUGGAAACACUCUACUGUGUUGGAUAUAGGCGACAGUCUCACCAUCCCAGAUGAGUUCACAGAAGAGGAGAAGACGAGUGGUCUGUGGUGGAAGCAGCUGUCUGCAGGCGCGAUGGCAGGGGCAGUGUCGCGCACAGGAACAGCUCCUCUGGACCGAAUGAAAGUGUUUAUGCAGGUUCAUGCCUCAAAAUCCAACCAAAUCAGUCUGAUCAGUGGGUUCAAGCAGAUGAUUAAAGAGGGUGGUAUCGCAUCUUUGUGGCGGGGCAAUGGUGUCAACGUACUGAAAAUUGCUCCAGAAACAGCCAUCAAGUUCAUGGCAUAUGAGCAGUAUAAGAAGCUGCUGACGUCAGAGGGAGGGAAGGUUCAGACCCACGAGAGGUUCAUGGCAGGUUCUCUGGCUGGAGCCACAGCACAGACCGCCAUCUACCCUAUGGAGGUGAUGAAGACGAGACUGACGCUGAGGAAAACCGGACAAUAUUCAGGAAUGUUUGACUGUGCCAAGAAGAUUCUGAGGAAAGAAGGAUUGAAGGCUUUUUAUAAAGGCUACAUUCCCAAUAUCCUGGGCAUCAUUCCCUAUGCAGGAAUAGACCUGGCUGUCUAUGAGACCCUAAAGAAUACCUGGUUGUCACGCUAUGCUACAGAGUCUGCUAACCCUGGAAUACUGGUUCUGCUGGGGUGUGGUACCAUCUCCAGCACAUGCGGUCAGCUGGCCAGUUACCCUCUCGCCCUGAUCCGGACACGCAUGCAGGCCCAGGCGUCUAUGGAGGGCUUGGAGCAGGUGUCCAUGACCAAACUGACAAAAAAGAUCUUGGAGAAGGAAGGCUUCUUUGGCCUGUACCGUGGCAUUUUACCCAACUUCAUGAAAGUGAUUCCUGCUGUCAGCAUCAGCUACGUGGUGUACGAGUACAUGAAGACUGGUUUAGGCAUUAAGUGAGGAGUAUGUGUGCGUAUAGGUGGGAGUGGGGGUUAGGAGUUGGGUGGGGUGGGGUGGGCUGUGUCACGAGCUAAGAGAUUUAACAACAUGUAUGUGUGUUUGGGUAAUACUUUUGGGAAGUUGCAUGAACCAAAGAGGAUUUCCAAAGGCACCAACAGCAGGAAGGAGUCAUAGUGUAAGCCUUUAUUUGUACUGAUUGUAACCGAGUUCAUUUCCUGAAUACCAACGCUCCAGUUUUCCAAUAACUCAUAGUGAUAAGCUCUAACCCAGAGUCUUUAUUGGGGCUGGGCAAUAUGAACGCACACGCACAUCUCGUGAAAAUAAAAGAUUUUAUACAUAAACAUGGUUUACAUUUGGGUUGGAUUCCAACUUGAGGGAUUGAUUGCAUUUCGGGCCAAAAUGGCCAAAACCAGCUUUUUACAUUUAAAGAGAAAUGACUUUGUAAUGUAGUUUUAUGUGUUUAUGAAUGCCAUAAUUGAACAUUAUUCGAAGCCAAAUUGUCCACAUCUGCCACUGUUAAACAGCCCGAGUCCAUUCCUUGGCUCGCUGGGGUGCAGGACUUUUGUGGAAUAGACGUUGUGCAGGUUUUUUACAUCCUUAAAAAAAAAAAAAAAAUCCACUUUUUUUUUUUCUCAGGUUUACAGUUUAAAAAAAAAAAAGUUUAAUGCAUAAAGUUCUAGCUCUAAUAGCAAAAGUUUACACAAACAAAGACCUCUGGAAGUCUGCUUGGCAAUCCUCCAGUGUUUAGUGUUUGUAUUACCUAGAGAUACAAAAAGAGAAAUCCGUCCAUGUUUUUUUUUUUUUUUUUUUUUGGGGGGGCGUGAUGCAGUAAUUGAUUAUCAUUUUGCACACUAUUGUUAAACACAAAGAUUUAAUGUGCCUUACUGAUAAACUGAUCCAAAUUCAUUUGCAGGCCAUUUAGUCAUUAUCAGAAAACCCUGUUUACGCUGCAGUGAGUAUGGAAAAUAUUUCAUUAAAGGUGGUGCUUGUCAUUUUCA
This is a messenger RNA of Ictalurus punctatus (channel catfish), 2735 nucleotides long. RefSeq names its product solute carrier family 25 member 24 (gene slc25a24). Gene Ontology annotation, cellular component: mitochondrial inner membrane. The transcript is spliced from 10 exons. The coding region runs from base 310 to 1737 and encodes 475 amino acids. Lineage: Eukaryota; Metazoa; Chordata; Actinopteri; Siluriformes; Ictaluridae. Gene Ontology annotation, biological process: transmembrane transport. Gene Ontology annotation, molecular function: calcium ion binding; ATP transmembrane transporter activity. The record is from RefSeq and is a predicted model, not a curated record.